AUGGGAGCCCCCGAGGAAGAGCAGAUGCACUCCGUUGUGGGACAGUCGGUCGAGUACGAGAUUAAGAAUGGCACGCUACCAGAGGGGAAAGCAGAUGCCGCGCUCGAGUUCCUGUGCGAUGAAGGCACCGGGUCCGCAGUGGAGGUGAACGAGAAGACGCUGGUUCGCAAAAUCGACUGGAUGAUCAUGCCGCUGAUGUGGGCGGCGUACAACCUGCAAUACCUGGACAAGGUGCUCAUCAACUAUGCCUCCGUGAUGGGCCUGCUCAGCGACACCCACAUGCAAACCAACCAGUUCUCCAACCUCACCCUGGCCUUCUACGUGACAUAUCUAUUUUUCGAGCUGCCAACGGGGUAUCUCAUGCAGCGAUUGCCCACCGCGAAGUACCUUGGCUUUAACGUCGUGUUGUGGGGUCUGAUGACCACACUCAACUGCACGGCAAAGUCUAUGGGAGGUUUGAUGACACUCCGGGUACUUUUGGGAUGCUUCGAGAGUGCCAUUGCGCCGGCCUUGAUCUUGAUCACCUCAAUGUGGUACAAACGGAGCGAACAGCCGCAACGCAUGGGCAUCUGGUAUCUCGGGACCGGCACUGCGUCCAUCAUGGGCGCGCUGGUCGCAUACGGCCUGCUCUUCUACACCAGUGACCACUUUAAAUCAUGGCAGAUCAUGUUUUUGAUCUUCGGUCUUGUCACGAUCGCCGUCGGCAUCUGCAUCAUCAUCUUCCUCCCAGACAACCCGAUGACCUCGCGAUUGACGCAUGCCGAGAAAGUCCUGGCCAUCGAACGGCUGCGUGAGAAUCGCACCGGUAUCGAGAACAAGCACUUCAAAUGGCGCCAAUCCGUGGAGGUUUUCCGGGACCCGCAGACAUGGUUGAUUGCUGUGAUCGUGACGGCCAUGGAUAUCCCCAACACCGCCAUCAGCAGCUUCACCUCCCUGAUCAUCAAGAACAUCGGGUUUACCACCAAGGAGACCGAGCUCCUGAACAUUCCCAACGGCGUCGUGGGCAUCAUCAGCAUCCUGACGGUGACAUAUCUCGCUUCCCGCUUCGACCAGCGCUGCCUCGCCGCUGUCCUCUCGCUAAGCGGCGGCUUACUCGGCGGCUGCCUCCUCGCAUUCGCACCCCAGAACAUGAAAGCCGCGCAGCUGGCCGGCAACUACCUGACGCAAAUGACCGGAUCGGCCCUCCCAAUCAUGUACUCCAUCGCAGGCGCCAACAUUGCCGGACACACGAAGAAAAUCACCAUGAACGCCGUUAUGCUUAUGUCCUUCUGCCUAGGCAACAUCCUGGGCCCGCUCACGUUCCGCACGCAGGACGAACCUAAUUACAUCCCGGCGAAGAUUACGCUUGUCGCCACCACUUCAGUGGCGAUUAUCUUUGUGCUGCUGCUGCGAGGCUACUAUGUCUGGGAGAACCGACGCCGGGAUCAGCGGCAUGCGGGCGAGACGCAUGUGCAGAAUUCCGAAUUCUUGGAUCUGACAGAUCGGAACAACCAUGAAUUUCGGUACAAGUUGUGA
Molecule: messenger RNA, 1515 nt
Organism: Penicillium canariense
Lineage: Eukaryota; Fungi; Ascomycota; Eurotiomycetes; Eurotiales; Aspergillaceae
Product: putative MFS transporter
Exons: 2
Coding region: 1-1515 (504 amino acids)
Biological process (GO): transmembrane transport
Cellular component (GO): membrane
Molecular function (GO): transmembrane transporter activity
Source: RefSeq, a predicted model, not a curated record